Messenger RNA from Glarea lozoyensis ATCC 20868, 1446 nucleotides. Its product is annotated as Eukaryotic type KH-domain (KH-domain type I). The record is from RefSeq and is a predicted model, not a curated record. Gene Ontology annotation, molecular function: mRNA binding. Gene Ontology annotation, cellular component: nucleus; cytoplasm. The transcript has 3 exons. Lineage: Eukaryota; Fungi; Ascomycota; Leotiomycetes; Helotiales; Helotiaceae. Gene Ontology annotation, biological process: regulation of RNA metabolic process; regulation of gene expression. Bases 1 to 1446 code for a protein of 481 amino acids.
AUGUCUGCCUCACCACCCCCUACAACCACUCCCGCUCAAUCGACCAAGAGACCUCUCGAGGACCCUUCAUCUCCUUCAGCACCUGACGAUCGCCCAGAAGCCAAACGACCGGCGCUCGAUAAAAUCGUAAAAGGCGAGGAAGACCAGAAGCCCGACGCUGGUACGGUCGAGCUCCCGGUUGUCAGCUCCACACCAGAUACGAAGGCACCUACAAACGGCGUAAAGUCACAAGGCGUUGAUGGACAAGGUGACACAGCGGUACCAGACGUUGCACCACAAUCGAUUGAGACUACGACUUCCUCAAACAGAGAGCACAGUGUCAGCUCGACACUUCCUCACGAUGAGAGUUCUUGGAUCCAUAUUCGAGCAGUAAUCACAAGCGCUGAAGCUGCCACGGUCAUUGGCAAGGGCGGCGAGAAUGUGUCUCUGAUUAGAAAAAUGUCUGGUGCUAAAUGCACAGUCAGCGAGUACCAGAAAGGCGCUGUUGAACGGAUAUUGACUGUCAGUGGAGUAGUAGAUGCUGCGGCCAAGGCAUUUGGUUUGAUCAUUCGCACGCUGAACAACGAAGAGCUUGAUAAAGCAUCUAGCGCUGAAUCACGAACCUACCCGCUCCGGCUGUUGAUUCCGCAUAUCUUGAUCGGAUCAAUCAUUGGUAAAGGUGGUAUGCGAAUUCGAGAGAUUCAAGAAGCAUCUGGUGCUCGUCUUAACGCCUCAGAUGCAUGCUUACCACUUUCCACCGAAAGAUCGCUUGUUGUCCUUGGUGUGGCAGAUGCGGUUCACAUCGCCACAUACUAUGUUGGCAGCACGCUCUUUGAACAAUUGUCAGAGCGAUUUGGUGGGCCAGCGGCCUCUGCAUAUGCGUCUCGAAGCGGUGGUCCAGCCGGUGUAGUUCCGGGCGGCAUGCAAGUCGUUCCAUAUGUCCCUCAACCAGCUGGAGGAAACUAUGGACAUCCAGACAAUCAUCGUGGUCGUAUGGACCGUGGUCAUCACGGUGGUCAUGGUAAUCAUACACCGGCGCAACAAUAUGGCCAGCCCUAUCAACAAGGCCCUCCACAACAGCAACAAACUCCGUUACCAGUUCAUUAUGGAGGUGGAGGUCCUGUCCAAGGCUAUGGUGGAGUCGGACCACAACAACCUCAAUUGGGAGGUCAGCCUGGUCCUCAAUCGCAUGCUGGUCCACCAGCGCAGCCAAUGCAAGGUUUGGUGCCAGGCCAGCCACUGACCCAACAAAUCUUCAUUCCAAACGACAUGGUUGGCGCUAUUAUCGGCAAGGGUGGACAGAAGAUCAACGAGAUCAGACAGCUCAGUGGAAGUGUCAUCAAGAUUAACGAGCCACAAGACAACAGCAACGAGAGACUAGUCACCAUAACAGGUACACAAGAAUGUAACCAGAUGGCACUUUACAUGCUAUAUUCACGGCUUGAGAGUGAAAAGCACCGAAUCUGA